AAGUCGUGCCGAAUUUAAUGAGACUCGACUUUCUAGGGAAAGCUAAUGCAUAAUCAAUUAUCCUCUCCCGAGCGAAACUGUUUCAUCCUGAAAUUCCUCUUUUGCACGUACCGCAGUCCUCCCACUUAGCAGAGCCUAAGAGCCCAAGCCUGCCUCUUUGCUUUUCGUGCGUCUCACUUUCGAGUUGUAAAUCGAAGCGGAGAGUUCCUUUUUUCGACAGGAUGUCCAGAAGUCCGAGGAUCCCAGCCUCCCUGGCGUUCGUUAUCUCGUUAAUUAUCAAACAGGCCUGCCAGUCGAUGGUUGUCAGCGCUAACGUCAUAGACAUCUUCAAGGCGGCCUACUAUGACCCCAAGAGCGGCGUGGCUUUCCAGGGCCAGCUGGAGGACGCGGGGAGACUUCCGUUCACGAGGAUUGGCUUCGGAGGACUUCCUUGCGCUUGUCAAGAUCUCAGCUGUGGAUGCUGCGUUGGGAUAAACAUAACUACGAUUAAAUUCGAUCGGAGAGCCUGUACGAACUUCACCUAUGACCCCGACGAAUUCUCGAUAAGAAUGGACGUGACCAUGAACGAGAAGCAGAUCUUCAGCAACGGGAUAUCCGCUAAAAAUCCACCGCCCCUCUGCAUGCCCCUUCCGUACGUCCCGGCUAUUGAUUUCUGCAUCAGAUUCUACGACGUAUUUACACCAGGAAACAAUUUACACGCCUGCGUGGAUUUCGAAACCCGGAUCGUCCAGUCGCCAGUUUUGAUUUUCCAUUUUGAUUGCGUAAAAAUGGGCUACGAUGGGCUUGCCUGGAUUAAGCCGGAAGGAAGUAUUGCGGCCAUUCAGAAGCCGGGCAUUGCUGGCGUCUCCGCGGAACCGGAAGUCUACGACGAGGUUCACUUUGAACAGCAGGAUCCGGAAGCGCUACUACUUGCCAACAAAACGACGACCCUAAGUCCCGAGGAUGAGGACAAGAUCGGCCAGCUGAAACUCUAGUGUACAUCACUUUUUUAUUCAUGCUUUAAUACCUUAUUGUCGUGCUGUCUUACAUUAAAAUCACAUUUUUCUUCA
Molecule: messenger RNA, 1049 nt
Organism: Cephus cinctus (wheat stem sawfly)
Lineage: Eukaryota; Metazoa; Arthropoda; Insecta; Hymenoptera; Cephidae
Exons: 3
Coding region: 222-974 (250 amino acids)
Source: RefSeq, a predicted model, not a curated record